Molecule: messenger RNA, 1509 nt
Organism: Xylaria bambusicola
Lineage: Eukaryota; Fungi; Ascomycota; Sordariomycetes; Xylariales; Xylariaceae
Product: FMN-dependent dehydrogenase-domain-containing protein
Exons: 3
Coding region: 1-1509 (502 amino acids)
Molecular function (GO): heme binding; oxidoreductase activity
Source: RefSeq, a predicted model, not a curated record
AUGGAGUCGAAGAAAAAUGGGGUCGUGCUGAGCGCGCAGGAGAUCGCGAGUCACCGUUCUACGUCGUCGUGUUGGAUCGUCGUGGAUGGCAAGGCGUACGACGUGACGGGAUACCUCGACGAGCACCCGGGAGGCGCUGCGGUAUUGCUGAAGCAAGGUGGAACUGACGCGACAGCCGAGUUUCGCAAGAUCCAUUCGCCAGAUGUCCUCAAAUAUCUGCCGGAGGAUGCUUGUCUGGGUGCCAUUGACGCGGCCGCGCAGGCCGCGCUGCCUAUCAGCACUGUCAACGCGGACUUGACUGAAGAGUCAGGCACAGAAGACGGCGCGAAUAAAGUACCACACAUUUCCAGCAUCGUGGCGCCUAAUGAUUUUGAAGCGGCCGCUAAAAUCUCCAUGCCGCUGAAAUCCUGGACUUACGUCUCAUCCUACUCGCACGACGGCUCCGCAUUCCGAGGUAACCUCACCUCGUGGCAAGCCGUGCGCUUCCGCCCUCGCAUCUUCGCCGACGUGCGGACAGUGACGCCGCAGUGCCGCAUCCUCGGGUCCGCCUCCGCGUUCCCAUUCUACGUGUCCGCCAUGGGCCAAUUAGGGCGCGGACACCCGGCCGCCGAGAUCGGACUGGUACGGGCUCUGGCGCGUCGCGGCGCACACGGCGUCAUAUCCACGGAAUCCACGGUGAAGAUGGAGGAGAUCGCUGCUGCGUUUCUCGAGGAGAAGAAGAAAGUCAAAGCCACUGCCGCCGCCAAGAACAAGCCAGAAGCACGGCUGCACUUCCAGCUGUACAUCCCCGCCGACCGCGAGAUCGCCAUCCAGCGCAUCAGGCGCGUGCGCGCGACGGGCGUGUUCCAUAGUCUUUGGGUCACUGUCGACACCGCGGUUCUAGGAAAGCGGACCGCGGACCGCAAAUUGCAAGCCGCCGAGGCACUAGCUGCUUCCCCUGAACUCGCGGCACAUGCAGAGCGCGCGGGCUUCGGGGCGCUGGCACAUGCCGGAGGUGCGCAGCUCAAUGCCUCGCUUACCUGGGAGGAUCUGAAGUGGAUGAAGCGGGAAUGGGGCGGCCCCGUGGUGCUCAAGGGCGUGCAGACAGCCGAGGAUGCGGCGCACGCGGCGGAACUCGGCGUCGACGGGGUGCUCUUGAGUAAUCAUGGUGGUCGUCAGAUGCAUGAUGCCCCGGAUGCGCUGACGACACUGCUUGAGAUCCGCACGUAUUAUCCCGGUCUUGUGGAUCGGCUGGAAAUCUUUGUCGAUGGCGGGUGUCGCGAUGGUGCGGAUGUGCUUAAGGCUGUGGCGCUCGGGGCAAAGGCCGUGGGCGUUGGUCGGCCGUUCUUUUACGCGCUCGCUGCCUAUGGAGAGAAGGGUGUUGAGCGUUGCUUGGAUAUUUUUGCGGAUGAGCUCGUCACCGGGAUGAGACUCGUUGGAAUCAAAGAUCUAGAUGAGGCGCAACCCGAGCGCGUCAAUGCUAGUCGGUUACUCAACGAAAUAUGGCGACCUGAGAAGAGUCGCCUAUAA